This is a messenger RNA of Ruditapes philippinarum (Manila clam), 1761 nucleotides long. Its product is annotated as ciliary microtubule inner protein 2B-like. Bases 126 to 1043 code for a protein of 305 amino acids. Lineage: Eukaryota; Metazoa; Mollusca; Bivalvia; Venerida; Veneridae. The transcript has 6 exons. The record is from RefSeq and is a predicted model, not a curated record.
AUCCCUUAACUACGCUAAUCGCUUUUCACUGGAUAUAGUGCCAACGUAGAGUGAAGUCGGUCGAGUAUUUGAAAUCGGAGUUUAUCUUUCGAAAAAAAAUAAGCUCUCUUGGAAUAUAAUUCAAAAUGCCUUUGCCUAAGAAUGGCAAGAGUAUUUUAAUGACUCCAGACCCUUAUCACACUCCGGGAUAUGGAGGAUUCUGUCCACAAUUCAAAUACCAAAUAGGAGAAACAUUCGGUAAAACAACUUCCAAAUUGCUACGGAAUGACGCUGUGGCCAGUUCCGGUCAGUUGGUGUUAGCAGAGAUUCGCGCAAACUCCGCACCAUGUCCAGAAACUGACACUAGGUCGGAUCUUCUCAAGUCUCGAACGCAUAGCUGGGGAGAUCAAAAGUUGAUGGAACAAAUGGUACCCGGCUACACAGGAUUCAUUCCUCGCAGUGAGCAUUUCUUCGGCAAGCGUUACGCUGUCAACUGUAAAGGUGCUAUCACAGAUUUUGAAGGUGACCAUAGAAAACAUAAACAAAAUGCUGAAGAACUUCGGUUAACAGAAGCUAUACAAUCAGGAAAACUUGAUAAAACUGCUGUUCCUAACCUCCCACCUAUUCGCAGCAGAUACAUUACCCCGUUGAAACCAACAGCAGCAGAGGCGAAACCUUAUAUUUCGCCUAGUAUGGUAAGGAGUGCAGAAUCUCCCUUCUACAUGGCAGACGACAACGAGAUGAAGAGAUUUAUGUCAGGAUAUACCGGUUUUGUUCCACGUGCGAGACCCCGUCUAGGUAUGGGUUAUCCUAUUAUCACCCACGACGCCCUGAAUGAGUUCACAUCCGACACAAACCGUCUGAAGAACCUGCAAUCCGAGGCAAUUACAAUCCACCGUCCGGAGAACAAAGUCCAAGACACAAAACUCAUUUAUCCAGUAGAAAGCGGGCUUGUACCUCAUUAUACUGGUCAUAUACCAGGUCAAAAAUUCCGGUAUGGUGGCACAUUUGGACACAGUACAGAAAAUGCCAAAACAUCAGAGCUUCGAGCAUCAGUGUGUUGAUUUGGUUUUACGGACAUUUUAAUUUCAUUUAAAAUUAUCUGAAAAUUACUUACGAGUAUUUUAAGUAUGUGUUACACACACAUUCAAACAAGUAUUAUAAUAUACUGUUCAGAGAUAUUUUUAUGACUGUAUUAUAUAUGUUUUGUUCAAUUAAAACAACUUCUCAAAAUUAUGUAACAUUACAGAGUUUUUCCCUAUCAUAAUCAAGCAUUGUAUGAAAUUGUGUGCAAUUUAUUAUUAAUAAUAAAACAUAUAUAGAUUGUUAUGUAGUAGAUCUGUUAAGUAUUAUUUAAUAUGUUUACAUAUUUUAUAGACAGUGAAACAUUCUAUAGUUUAACAUGGCCAGUUGUAAUAAAUAAUGCACUAAAUUUAUAUAUUUUGACAUGUUUUCUACUAAGGUAAUUCCAGCAGAACUGUUUCUGAAAUACUUCUUCAUCUUAAACAUAAUUAUAUUUUAUUAGUUUGAUUAUUUCUAUUUCAAUAAUUUGUUAACAGUAAUCCAAUGUGUAGAAGACUGACAAAACUUUCAUGUUCCCACAAUAGGAUAGAUAAUGGCCACAUAAUAAAUAAACUAGAAAUUACUUAUUUUUACAAUGAUGAUAGUUAUCACACAACUUAUCUGUGUAUAAUAUUCUAGGAUUGACUUUUCACUGACCAAUGCUCAUACUCUGUGAUAAUGUUUUUUUCAUGUUUUGAUUAAACUGUUUAAAUAACUUAU